GAGCCCUGCGCUGAUGUGGCCAACACUGUGUAGUCUUCUGUGACUGGUGGUUGCAGGUCCGCCAUGCAAGUCUGCCUUCCCAUCACUGCCAUCGGCCAAUCCACUUCACAACGAGGCUCAGACGAUUCAUUUGUACACCCCCAAGACCCACCGUUCGACAGUCGGUUGAUCCAGAUUCUCAUCCUUGAACAUCUGUCCUCCAUCUUCCUUCCUGUUGACACGAGCAUGUCACUGCUAGACCACAGAGAGCAACCAUGAUGCGGAGCAAGCCUUCGUCUUCCAUGCAGAAGAUCUACGAUGAAUCCUACUUGCACUGUUCUACAGCAGUCUUUUUCGAGGGCAAGGGCGACGAGCCAGAGGCUCUUCGAUCUUGGAAAGCAGCCCUCGAUGGAAUCACCUACUUUAAAGCAUAUAAACUUCCUUUCAACUACACACCAAAGACCGAGACAGAGAAAGCCCUCUAUGAUUCGAUCCGGCAGUUAGAGAUGCAAUGUAGAGAGCGAGUCGAUUUGCUAGAGACUCUCAGGAUCAGUCGACAGGAUCUCCCGCCUGAUGCCACCGAGGAGAAGAAAACUGAUUCAGGAAGACGUCGACUGGGCAAGUCAAGAGGAGGUCUAGAAAAUGCACAUACGCCUGAUAAGCCUGGCUCGGGCUUGUGGCUUGGUGAUGAGACUGUCCCCCCGAUGCAGAUGUCAGAAUUGCCUGCAGCGUCGCCUGCUUUGUCUUUGUCAAGCCGACCACCUCUCGUCGCUAGGUCGAGUGACAAUUCGACCAAACGAACAUACAACCCAUCCCAGCCCCGCAGCCAAUCGUCCCUCAGCCCCGCUCCCUCAUUGCCCGUGCCGACGACCAAGAUCUCCAGAAGUCCAAGUCCUGACACUGGGAGAAAGGGCAUGAGAACGACACUGCGACCCGAGAGAAAGGGCUUCAGGAAAUACCGAUCCGCACCCAAUACGAACAGAACAACCAAUACUCUACAGGCGGCAAGUUUGGCGUGGGAGACACAGCCGCGACUGACUUCAGCGUCGAGUAGUCGACCGGAGUCCGAUCCCUCGAUAGAAGCCAGGCUGAGUGCGACGGCUGCUAGGCGCAGUAUAGAUCAAGACGCCGCUGCAAGAAAUGAAGAGCGUCGGAAAUCUGGACCCAGCGCCGCUGACGCCGCGUCACUGUAUAGUUGGCGAGAUGCGCCUUACGUGUCGUCCUCACGAUCUUCGAUGCAAAAGUCUAUGGAGAGCAUCCAGCUGACGGAAACAAAGAACAACAUGACCGUGCCAAAUCUGAUAGACUUGGAGCCUGACGUGUCAGACCUUCCACCUCCAGUUCCUCCCCAUGUCUUGGAACCAACCCCUCCACUACCAAGGAUGGGGGCUAAGUCUCCAGUCCAAAUUCCCAAGGCACCACAGAUCUCGUACCGCAACGAGUAUCCAACGCCACAAUCUCGGGUCCCCCCAGCUCUUGCCAACAACAUACUGAACAAGGCCUACCAGAAGAAUGACAGAGCCGGUUCGAGUAUUUCUCGCAAACCGGUAGCUAAUUCAAGCGCUACCCUCGAAGUGAGGGGCCGAUCAUCUCCUUCUCGAUCGCAAAUCUCCGACAGCGAAGAAGAGGCAGCAAAAGUCACUGUCACCAAAGCGAAGCGGCCGAAGGCUGAGCGGACGGAGAGCACAAAAACGAUCACGCCACCGUCUACUGAUGCAGAAUCAGCCGAGGACAGCCCAGAAGCGGCAUCGGAGAAGAAAAUGGCGAAGGUGCUGAAGGACUUGCCCAAAGGCCUCGACGCGAACGCGGCCAAGCAGAUCCUCAAUGAGAUCGUGGUCAAAGGGGAUGAGGUCCACUGGGAUGAUGUUGCCGGACUGGAGGGGGCAAAGAAGGCAUUGAAAGAGGCCGUGGUGUAUCCUUUCCUGCGUCCAGACCUGUUUAUGGGACUGCGUGAACCGGCCCGAGGAAUGUUGUUGUUUGGGCCUCCGGGGACGGGGAAGACGAUGCUCGCAAGGGCAGUGGCUACGGAAAGUAAAAGCACUUUUUUCGCUAUCAGUGCAAGCAGCUUGACAAGCAAAUGGCACGGAGAGUCAGAAAAGUUGGUUAGGGCACUGUUUGCCCUGGCCAAGGCUCUGGCACCCAGCAUCAUUUUCGUGGACGAAAUCGACUCGUUGUUGAGCGCGAGAAGUGGGUCAAGCGAGCAUGAAGCAUCCCGACGCAGCAAGACCGAGUUCUUGAUACAAUGGUCGGAUCUGCAACGAGCCGCGGCUGGGAAGGACACGACGAUUGGGGACGCCAGCCGGGUGCUCGUCCUGGCGGCAACGAAUUGUCCAUGGGACAUCGACGAGGCUGCCAGACGACGAUUUGUACGAAGACAAUACAUCCCUCUCCCGGAGAUGGAGACGAGAGAGACACAGAUCCGAACGCUACUUGGCCACCAGAAACAUGACCUCAGUGAAGAAGACAUUAAACGUCUUGUGGAGAUGACAGAAGGUUACUCGGGGUCAGACAUAACGGCGUUGGCGAAGGACGCGGCCAUGGGACCGCUACGGCAUUUGGGCGAGGCGUUGUUGUAUACUCCCAUGGACCAGAUCCGACCGAUCUGCAUGGAGGACUUUGAGGCCAGUCUUGAGAGCAUCCGCCCGAGUGUGAGCAAGAAAGGUCUGGAAGAAUUUGAACAGUGGGCGAGAGACUUUGGCGAAAGGGGAGGAUGAUUGAAAGCCCAAGGAAUAAUGUGUAACACAAAAUCUUACUUGAUUGAUGAACGGAUGGGCUGCAUAGAUUUGGGUAUGGCCGUCUCUUUGAGAUGCUGCAGGCUGGGUGGAGCGAAUAAUUGUCAUCAGACGAAAGUCCUGGUUAAGGUCAUGUACAGCAAGCGCCAGCACUGACGCGCUCGAUGAGGAUGGACUGGGAUGGAAACACACGCUGAACGACAUCAUGGGCCCGACCAAGGAGCUCACGAAUUGAUGACCAGAUAUAAUAAAAGCAAAUAAGCCUUGUGAGCUUGUCUGUGUCGAAAUGCUCUUCAUCAUGGGAAUGACCAGGGUAAUGGUAGACGUUGG
Exophiala mesophila is the source of this 3041-nucleotide messenger RNA. RefSeq lists its product as uncharacterized. Bases 255 to 2693 code for a protein of 812 amino acids. The record is from RefSeq and is a predicted model, not a curated record. Gene Ontology annotation, molecular function: ATP binding; ATP hydrolysis activity. Lineage: Eukaryota; Fungi; Ascomycota; Eurotiomycetes; Chaetothyriales; Herpotrichiellaceae. The transcript has 3 exons.